Lentinula edodes (shiitake mushroom) is the source of this 1225-nucleotide messenger RNA. RefSeq lists its product as uncharacterized. The transcript has 6 exons. Lineage: Eukaryota; Fungi; Basidiomycota; Agaricomycetes; Agaricales; Omphalotaceae. The record is from RefSeq and is a predicted model, not a curated record. The coding region runs from base 333 to 1130 and encodes 265 amino acids.
AACUCGUAGUCCUCCCGAGUCUGUAAUUCCAUUAGAUUCGGAGCUUCAGUCAUGUCAAGAAUAUCAUGAUCUAUUCCGUGUUUGAACAGGUUUGAACCUUCUUAAAAGUAUAUCAUGUUUCUGCUUGAAGGCCCUUCCGCUAAUCUCAUCGGAGAAAUUCUCCAGUGAUCGUAAACCGGUAUGAUAGGGCGUUGGUUUUGUAAUAGGUGCAUGUUUGCCAGCUAGCAUCCGCACUAACCUAAUGUAUUGCCGCGGUAUACCUAUCCGAGAAUAAAAGUCAUGAGGGUUACAGCUGAGUACAUGAAGGCUUCGCAAGCCGGUGUGCUACUGGCAUGGAUAUCCUUCCCGUCGAAAUCGCGGAGGAGAUUCUGACGAAGUGCUCGAAGAAUGUGCUCACAUGCGUGGCUCGAACUAGCAAGGCCUUCUGUACGCUUUCCGAAAUGAUUCUAUAUGAUGACAUACGUCUCGACACUGCUGUCUGUACACACACAGAAGCUCUUCGCGGUUGUCUCAGAACGUUAUCAGGACAAACUCGGAAAGCAACCUAUGUCAGGACCUUUGACCUCUACAUUUUUAGAGCGUUGCAGGAACCCGAAUUGAAUCACCUCUCUGCUGCCUUGUUCAGCAUGAGCAAUCUCAAGCAUCUCUCACUGGACGUUGAAAACUUUCAUGCACCAUCGCUCGCGACCGUUCUCGCAAGUGCUCUGAGGAGAUCGACUUUUUCAUUGCAUGCCUUGAGGAUUCCAAGUGUCAUUGAAUGCGAUUCUUGGAUCGCAUCCCAGCAGCACUUGGAGGCCCUAGCGAUAUACGAUCAUAGUGGGGCUCAUUGGGAGCCAGAAGCCAGAGACUCAGUGAUUCGUAUGCAAACUUGGGCCAGACAAUCCAGGUCACCAAGUAAAAAUAUUUUCCUCGUCAAAUAUCGCCAUGGAUGGCCCAGCGAUCUCAUAGCUCUGUCACAGUCGUGGAACGCAAAGUACUUGGCCAGCCUUUUUGCAUUCCCCCAGUUCAUCUCAGUGCUCUAUAUCUUCGUAGACAGUCCUAGUAUGAACAUCUACAUUGGUACUGAGGCUUCACGUUCAUUUCCUGCCGUUGAGACACUGGUUCUGGCUGCAGAAGACGAUAGACUAUGAUUUUUGCGCCAUUUCCAAAGAACAGAACCGGUCUAGCACGGUCAUGGUUUUCGAAGAGUAAAUCCCUGCGAUAUUGAUCAUACUUUCUCUUUACA